UCUGUGUGUGUGACUCUGCACACACUCACUCACUCAUCACACUCUGCUUCUUCUCUGAGAUCUCAAUCUCAUCUCACAUUCCCACACGACGCCGUUUUGCUCCCGAAAUGGGUUGCGCACAGUCCCGAAUAGACAACGAGGAAUCCGUGUGUCGCUGUAAGGACCGCAAAACCCUCAUGAAGGACGCCGUCGUCGCCCGCAGCGCCUUCGCCGCCGGCCACACCGCCCCCCCGCCGCCGCCGCCGCCGCCCAUUGACGACCACCUCCCUCCGCCGCCCCCUCCUCUCCCGGAGUUCUCCCCCGCCUCCCUCACCCGCGCCGCCACCAUGCCCGCCGUCUCCAUGCACCACCGCAGCCCCGUCCCCCUCUCCAUCGCCGAGGAGGAGGAGGAGGAGGAGGACCCCCAAACCCCCGCGCCGCCCAAGAAAACCGCCGCUUCCCCGGCGGAGAUUAAGACGCCGCCGCCCCCCAUGCCGGAGCCCAAGGGCAUGGCUUGGGAUUACUUCUUCAUGGUGGAGAACAUGCCUGGCCCCUCUCUCAGUGCUGAAGAUGACAUUCUUAGUAAUGAUAAUAACAUCAAUGAUGAUGACAAUAAUGAUGAUGAUAAGCAUAUUCAUAAUGAUGAGGGUAAAGUGGAGAAUGUGGUUGAAGAUGAGGCUGAGCCUAAGACACCGGAGAAGGUGGUGCAGCAGCAUCACAAUGAUGAGGAGAAUGAGAUGAGUGAGGCUAAGAAACACAUGGAGCAUUCCAAAACUGCUCCACCUGAGUUGAGAAGAGCCAUCAAGGUGGUUCCUUCCGUUACUCUCAUGCAGAUUCUCAGUGUCCUUGAUGAUCACUUCUUGCAGGCUUCUGAAAGUGCUCAGGGAGUUUCCAAGUUGCUUGAGGCUACUAGGUUGCAUUAUCAUUCCAAUUUUGCCGAUAAUCGGGGGCACAUUGAUCAUUCUGCUAGGGUUAUGAGGGUCAUAACGUGGAAUAAGUCCUUCAGAGGUGUGUCCAAUGGGGAUGCUGCAAAGGAUGAUUUUGAUUCUGAGGAGUAUGAAACUCAUGCCACUGUUUUGGAUAAGUUGUUGGCCUGGGAAAAGAAGCUUUAUGAAGAGGUCAAGCAAGGUGAGCUUAUGAAAUUUGAGUAUCAGAGAAAAGUGGCAAUUCUAAACAAGCAGAAGAAGCGUGGGGCCAGUGUUGAAUCCUUGGAAAAGACUAAAGCGGCUGUUAGUCAUUUGCAUACAAGAUAUAUUGUUGACAUGCAGUCUAUGGAUUCGACGGUUUCCGAAGUGAACCAUAUUCGAGAUGCCCAGUUGUAUCCAAAACUUGUUUCUCUUGUCGUGGAGAUGGCAAAUAUGUGGGAAAAGAUGUGUAUGAAUCAUGACAGCCAGCUGAAAAUAGUUACAGACCUCAAAUCUCUUGAUAUUUCUCAGGCUCCUAUGGAAACAACCAAGCAUCAUUACGAACGCACUGUGCAACUUUUGAACGUUGUCCAUGAAUGGCAUUUACAAUUUGAGAAGCUUGUGACUCAACAGAAACAAUACAUCAAAGCUCUUAAUAGCUGGCUAAAGUUAAAUCUCAUUCCUAUUGAAAGCAACCUAAAAGAGAAAAUCUCAUCCCCCCCAAAAGCCCAGAAUCCACCAAUCCAAGCCCUUCUCCAUGCGUGGCAUGAUUAUGUUGACAAGCUUCCUGAUGAGCUUGCCAAAUCUGCUAUUUCCUCUUUUGCUGCCGUGAUAAAGACAAUCAUAGUUCAGCAGGAGGAAGAGAUGAAGUUAAAGGAGAGAUGUGAGGAAACUAGAAAGGAAUACUUUAAGAAAAAACAAGCAUUUGAGGAAUGGUACCAGAAGCAUUUACAGCGAAAGGGACCUGAAGAAGCUGAACAUGAAAGAGGAGACGAAGUAAACACAAACAAUCCUGUCUCAGAGAGGCAGUUUGUUGUUGAGAGCUUGAAGAAGAGAUUAGAAGAGGAAGUUGAAUCUCACCAAAAACAUUGUGUCCAGGUGCGAGAGAAAUCUCUACAGAGUUUCAAAACUCGCUUGCCCGAACUCUUCCGUGCUUUGUCCGACUAUGCUCAUGCCUGUGCUGAUGCUUAUGAGAAACUGAAGUCAAUCACACAGUCACAAGGUGUUGGGGCAUGAAACAUGUAGCUUUUUUGUUCACUUUUUAGAAGUUUAUGUAUUCCGAACCUGUGUAGUAUGCUGUUUUCCUCACACAAGAAGGCAUAUAUAUUUUAGCUUGACAUGCAGAUGUAUCAAUCUUGUGUGAAAAUUUUGCCACAGCUUUUAAAGUUCUAACCAUCCUUGGUGAUGUAAACAUUUUGCUUAAUGUAUUAUGUGCCUUAAGGUAGUUGCAUCAUAAAAUAGUGAUUUAUGUGGCCCGAAAUUUUAUUCAAUUCA
Messenger RNA from Cajanus cajan (pigeon pea), 2378 nucleotides. Lineage: Eukaryota; Viridiplantae; Streptophyta; Magnoliopsida; Fabales; Fabaceae. The record is from RefSeq and is a predicted model, not a curated record.